AUGGAAUGUAAAAGCAGCGAUGAUCUAUGCAUGGAAAAGUAUAGAACAAAUGCAGCAAUGAUUCAAGUAUUUUACGAAGAGCUCAACUAUGAGACAUUAUCUGAAAGCCCGGCUUAUGGAUUGACUAGUUUAAUUGCCGAUUUGGGUGGUUUGACUGGUCUAUGGAUUGGAAUCUCAAUCGUCAGCAUUCUGGAAGUAGUCCAAUUAAUCUGGUUCUGUCUAGAUUUCUACCACACCAAAAAAGUACAAGUAAAACGUUCGAGUACGCCUCUUUCAUCUGUUGGCACAGGUUCGAUCUCAAAACUUAAAACAAGUAAAACGCCAAGUAACAAUCCAUCACUUGGCGGACGUUCUUCAAAGUCAUCAAAAUCAUUACCGAAAGAUAUAUCAGUCAUAAAAGAAGAGCGUGAAAGUCGGCAAAGUAAAAGUAGUUCUUCUUCUACUUCGUCUGGCAGUAGAAAAGCAGAAAGAUAUUUGGGGCCAGGAGAAGAACUGCCAUGCACUUGUUUAUAUGGAUCGCGAGGUCAAAUAGUGUUUAUGAAGCCGCUAUGUCCCUUUCACGGUUAUAUGGUGCGUCGUUGCAGUGAUAUGUACUCAAGUGACGAAGAGGGAAAUGAAGAAGAAGACAAUAAAGAGCAUGCGGAUAACAUGUAUGAUUAAA
This is a messenger RNA of Meloidogyne enterolobii, 661 nucleotides long. The record is from the annotation of a GenBank genome assembly. Lineage: Eukaryota; Metazoa; Nematoda; Chromadorea; Rhabditida; Meloidogynidae.